Molecule: messenger RNA, 1755 nt
Organism: Laccaria bicolor S238N-H82
Lineage: Eukaryota; Fungi; Basidiomycota; Agaricomycetes; Agaricales; Hydnangiaceae
Exons: 10
Coding region: 1-1755 (584 amino acids)
Biological process (GO): carbohydrate metabolic process
Molecular function (GO): kinase activity; phosphotransferase activity, alcohol group as acceptor
Source: RefSeq, a predicted model, not a curated record
AUGUCAUCGGAAAGCUACUACAUCGGCAUCGACGUUGGCACAGGUUCAGCCCGUGCCAUACUCGUCAGAAAGGACGGAUCAAUAGUCGCGUCUUCCACUCAGGACACCAUCACUUGGCGCAAUCCAGAGGAUCAUCGUAUCUUUGAGCAAUCGACAACCGAUACCUGGGAUAAGAUCGCAAUUGCUAUUAAACUGUGUCUAUCUGAGGCCCGACUGCCGUCGUCUGCGGUCAAAGGGCUGGGCUUUGACGCUACAUGCUCUCUGGCAGUAACCAACUUUGACGGGGAGCCUGUCACGGUGACCAAGGGAGAUGAUCUUGGGAAGAAGGGGGGACGAAAUGUCAUUCUAUGGGCUGACCACAGGGCAGAGAAGGAAGCGGACCUCGUCAAUGGCACAGGUUCAGUGGUGCUUGACUAUGUCGGCGGUACAAUGAGCUUAGAAAUGGAAAUUCCCAAGGUUCUCUGGCUAAAAAAUAGCAUGGAUCCGACCCUCUUUUCUCAAUGCCAGUUUUUCGAUCUUCCCGACUUCCUCACCUACCGAGCUACAAAAGACAGCACGCGCUCGUGUUGUUCCGUCACUUGCAAAUGUAGCUUCGUUCCAAAAAGCGGUUGGGAGCCGUCCUUUUUCCAGAAAAUCGGACUCGAGGAACUCAUCAAGAGGGAGUGCAAGCAGAUUGGAGCAAACCAGGGGGAGGUGCUGAUUGCUGGAAUUCCUGUUGGAAAAGGGUUAUCGAAGAGAGCUGCAGAUGAGCUUGGACUGGUGGAGGGCACCCCGGUGGGUAGUGGGUUGAUUGACGCAUAUUCAGGGUGGUUGGGCACCGUGGCUGCUAGAUAUAGCGAAAACGGAGUACCAUCUGAGGUUCUUCCAUCUCUCCACGAAUCUCAACAUCGUCUAGCGGCUGUUGCAGGAACAAGUACUUGUCAUAUCGUGCAGAGUCCUGAAGGCAUCUUCGUUGACGGGGUAUGGGGGCCCUUUAAGGAUCCCGUCUUUCGUGGUUGGUGGAUGAGCGAGGGAGGACAAUCCUCUACUGGCCAGUUAAUCGACUUCAUGUUGACAACGCACUCCUUCUAUCCGAAACUGGUGGAACUUGGAAAAGAACAACAGAAGAACAUACAUACAGUCCUCCAAGAGACUCUUGAAAAGCUGAGAGUAGAAAAUGGGGCCGAAACACUCACUGAACUAACAAAAGAUUUACACUUAUACCCCGAUUUCCAUGGAAAUAGAUCACCCAUCGCUGACCCACGCAUGCGUGGCUCCAUAGCAGGGCUGGAACUUGACUCAGGGCUACACGACCUCGCCAAAAAAUACCACGCAACACUCCUCUCCAUCGCGCUUCAAACACGGCACAUCAUCGACUCCAUGAACGCCAAAGGGCACCAGAUCACCUCAAUCUACAUGAGCGGCGGGCAAGCCAAAAACCUCUUCUUGAUGCAGCUCUUCGCCAACACGUGCAAAAUGCCGGUGGUGCUCCCCCGUGACGCGGGGAGCGCGGUGGUCCUCGGCGCUGCGAUGCUCGGCCGGUUCGCAGCGGAGGUAGAGGGGGCGCAAGCGGAAAAACGGAAAGAAAUGGAGGGCAGCGGACACGCGGAGGCCUUGUGGGAUAUCAUGGUUGAAAUGACGCCUCCUGGGACGCUGGUUUCUCCGAAUGCAACGACGAGGGAGAUGAAGCUUCUCGAGGCGAAAUAUAAGAUUUUCCUGGAAAGCAUUGACGUUCAGAAACGAUGGCGAAAGGAGAUGGAAGACGCGUGCACAUAG